Molecule: messenger RNA, 3220 nt
Organism: Acanthoscelides obtectus
Lineage: Eukaryota; Metazoa; Arthropoda; Insecta; Coleoptera; Chrysomelidae
Source: the annotation of a GenBank genome assembly
CUAUAAGACGUUUCACCCGCACACAGUAGUCGAUGGCAGGUCAAUGGGCAGCACUGGAUAUGUAGUCAUGGGGUGAUGACGUAUCGAUCGAGUGAUUUCUGUGGCGCGUGACAAGAUACUCUCACUUCUCACUGUGCUGUGUGCGUGUGUGCUGUGCUGUGCUGUGAACUGUGACUGUCUUCUGUCUGCUAUGUGUGCAUAACCCUACCUUUUUUGAAUCUGGAAAAAUAAUUCAUUUUGGUGUGAUACCACGAUUACCAAGUGUUAUUUUGCACAGUCUCUGCCACAGAGAGCCAGUGUCACAUAACAAAAUAAAUAGCAAAAAUCUUCCUAUUGUCGUGGUGUUGGAAGUGUGUGUGGCCAUAUUUCGUAACAAAAACGUAUUUUAAACGUAGCUGAUUUUGUAUGGGACAUCGUUGAUAUACAGCUAAAAAGUGCAAAUAUGCCAAAGAAAAAAGCAUCUGGUCAAUCUUCAGCUUUGGGUAGAAGUCUGAUAAAGGAUCGAUUUGGAGGAAAUAAGAACAGAAAAAUGGUUUCUGAUAAUUCUAUGUUACAUACUACUGAGGUUCAGGAUGGAUAUGACUGGGGUCGCUUGAAUCUACAAUCAGUUACAGAGGAAUCAUCAUUCCAAGAAUUUCUGUCAACUGCUGAAUUAGCUGGUACAGAAUUUGAGGCAGAAAAACUUCACAUUAAAUGUAUUCACCCAAACACUAAGGUUGGCUUGCUAACAAAAGAAAAAUAUGCAGCUGUAAGACUAGAUCAUGAAAAGUACAAGGGUAGCUUGAAAAUACCAAGAAGGUAUGUAGUAUAAUUUUAGCAGUAUAAUAUUUCUCAAUGCUGGAAGGCAUCUUGAUUAUGUUCUUCAAAACAGACUUCUGAAGAAAUUGAUUUUAUGACCAUAUACAUAUUUAGAUUUUUGCUUGUUGCACAACAUUUCAGUCACUACUGUGGUCAGUUGUACUUGAAGAAGACCACAGUGUUGGAUAAAACAUCCUACAAUUAACAGAACUCUACACAUAUAGGUGGUGUGGAUUUGGUCAGACAAAAUAAUGGAGUCCUAGGAACAUAAAAACCACAUGGGAUAAGUUUUAUGGGUUCCAUUACCCUUCAAGGGCAUAAUGUCAAAGGACCUCCAAUGAAAUUGAUUUUAUGUCAAGUGUCAUCAAAUUGUCAUAGAGCUCCAUAAGGUAGUUGUUUCUUUGUUGUCAUUAAACAUGUCAUUCCCCUUCAGACAUGAUCACUCAUUCAACUGGGCCUUAUUGAAAAAUUGUCAUGCAUGAAGUUCAGCACCCAAAGAGGUUUGUUUUAAGGAUAAACAUCUGGGCCGCACUUGCUGGACCAUAGAAAUCUGAGAUUAGUUUUUACUAGCUUCUUCCCCAAGGUUUUACCCACAGAAAGAGUAGGUGGCACCUCUAAUGAAGUAACCAGAUUUGACAAGGAUGGAAGUUGGCAGUCAAUUUACUAAUGCCAUUACUUAAUAACAGUGUUUUAUGUUAGUCACAAUUCCAAGUGUAGGUGAUGGCAAGCCACAUUUUUACUGGCUUGAUGCUGUCUGGGAAGAUUUUGGUACUUGCGUCAGUUAGUCAAAAUAGGUGAUGGACAGGCCAAAAUGGAACAACUCGACAACUCCAGAAGAAUUAGACAGAAAUGAAAAAAAGCACUUUUUGGAAUGGAGACGAGCCUUGGCUCAGUUGCAGGAAGAUCAUGAAUUAAUGUUAACGCCUUAUGAGAAAAAUCUAGAAUUUUGGCGUCAAUUAUGGCGCGUGGUCGAAAGAAGUGAUGUAGUGGUACAAAUCGUGGAUGCAAGAAAUCCUCUGCUUUUCUAUUGCGAGGAUCUAGAGAAAUAUGUGACUGAGGUAUCGAAGGACAAAGUGAAUUUAUUAAUACUCAAUAAGGCAGAUUAUCUUACUAAAAAGCAGCGAGAAACAUGGGCAAAGUAUUUCUCAUCAGUUGGAAAACGAAUGGUAUUCUUCUCUGCUCGUUUAGAAACUGAAAAAGAAACAAAAUCUAAAGAUACAGAAAACCCAGAAUCUGAAACUUCAAAUCAAAUAAAUAAUGAUUCAAAAGAUGUAGAGAAUGGGAAGGUGGAUGACGAGGGCAAUUCACAGAAUGCUGAGACUGCAAGAAUGUGUAUUGAAACAUUACAAAAUGCUGUGGAGCAAAACGCGAGUGCCUUGAAUGAGAUAAUAAACAAAAUUGAAUCAGUUAUUGGAAAAGCGCAGUUAAGUGAAGAAGUAUGUCAGAUACAUAAUUCGCCUGACUUGAUCGAUAAAGAGACCAUUGUUGAACUAUUUAGAACCAUUCACACUGGAACUAAAGUAAUGCAAGGGGUUACAACAAUUGGACUAAUUGGUUAUCCUAACGUAGGCAAAAGUUCUACUAUCAAUUCCUUACUAACCAUAAAAAAACUGGCCGUGUCGGCAACGCCAGGCAAAACUAAACACUUCCAAACACUGUAUUUGGAUAAAGAUUUAGUAUUAUGCGAUUGUCCAGGAUUAGUUAUGCCUAGCUUUGUUUUUACGAAAGCUGACAUGAUUAUUAAUGGGAUCUUGCCCAUAGAUCAAAUGAAAGAUUAUAUACCCUCUAUAAACGUGAUAACCACCAGUUUUCCUCGUAACAUUCUCGAAGCACAGUAUGGAAUUAGUCUACCCACUCCUCAAGAUGGUAAAGGUCCAGGUACAUCACCUACUGCUGAAGAGUUUCUCAAUGCAUAUGCUUAUAGCAGAGGUUAUAUGACAGCCAAUGGACAGCCAGAUAUGGCUAGAGCUGCCCGGUAUAUUUUGAAGGACUACCUGAAUGGAGAAUUACUAUACUGUCAUGCUCCUCCUGGAAUUGAUCAGGAAUUUUACAGCUCCGUAACAAAUAGGAAAGUCAAAGCAAAAAAAGCGGCUCCAACACCUCACUCUAUGAGAGCUACAAGGCCAUCCUCUGUCACAAGUAAAGAUAUUGAUAAGGAGUUUUUCGAGGCACAGACUUCACAGGCACACACAAAAGGAACACCUACAUUGGAUGCUCAAGAAACAGGAAAACCUUGGAAGAAAUUAAACAAGCAUAAAAAUAAAGGGAAAAAGGAGAAGUUGCGAAGAGUUUAUGCUCACCUUGAUCAACAUUAAAAAUGAUAUUUUUGUAAAUCAAUCUUACGAUUGACUAUCUAUUUUAUAAUGUUUUAAGGGUUUAUAAAUCAAAAUAUAUGGUUUUUUACAUAUUGUGUUACUAAAAA